UGUGUAACAUCCCAUAGUGGGAGUGCUCUAGCUUGCCUGAUUAUCAGUGGCCACUGGCUGUAGGUAGUCUUCAUUGUGUGUUCAGAUACCAAUGUGUGUGUGCUGGGUACUGAAGAGUCUUCAUUCUAUAGGAUUUAUAAGCGUUGAUUGUUCUCAGUUGGGGAAAUACGACAGCGUGUGUUCAGAUGUCAUAAGGAUAUUUACUCAGAUAAAGGAUAUAGCCGACUGUUUGUAUACAGAGAUCAUCCAUAGAAACUGAUGUCGCAUUUUUAGGAUGUAACUGAGAGAGCAUCGUUGGGAAGUUUCCAAUCACGAUGGCUGAGAGUUCCUUGGGGAGAGGUGUCGCCGAUGGCAGCCCUGGAUAUGAGAGAGAUCUCCCCCGAAAAGAAGGUAAAACCAAAAGAUCUGAAAACCACAAUGCAAGCAACAACAACCUGGUUGAAGACUCUUCAACAAGACGCUGCAGCUGCUGUCCAUAUGGCUACCACAUUGAUCUGGACUUCCUAGACUUUUGCCAGGACAUAUCCUCUGGAGCUAACCUUAAAAAGUUCAAGAAAGUCAAGCGGUCAAGACCUCGGCACGAGGCCGUGAAGAGCAUUAAACCCCCACCUCCACUUGUCCCACCGAGGUCUGUCUCCGUUACCAAACAUCAGAAGUGGAAGCGGCAGAGAGACAGUCUGGAGGCUGACAAGAUCCUGGAAAAGGAGAAUGCCGCAUUUGCCGCCACAUACAGCCAGUUUGCUAAUUUGAUUCGUCGGCGUUAUAUGAGUGAGGACGGGAACUGCUCGGACAGUCCUGACCGCAACAGCUACGACCGCAACAGCUAUAUACCUAUGGACACACAGAGCCUACCGCCUCUACCACUCGAUGUAAGUCUCAGUGAUGUCGAAACAGAGAGUGUGUCGUCCUGUUAUAACAUCCCACCAGCAAUGGACAGGAGACGGAGCCUUCCCGGUGAAAACCCACUCGAUGAUGAGGACCCAGGUAACUACCUUGGCAUUCCUCAUCACCUUCAGGCCACGAACCUUCUUAGAAUGUCAAUGCAGAGUGGAUCAAACAGCUCCAUCUCAUCCACCUCGUCCUUGAACUUUUCACAUGCUUCUCUCAGCAACCAAAACAGCAAUGGGUACGGGCCAUCACCAUCCCCACUGCUGGGGCAGGCUUUCUUCAACAGUCUUGAAGGCUCUUUGGCGUCAGGACGGUCAACUCCAUCCUCGAUUAGCACCACUGCUCUGUCCGGAGUGCGACAGCAGAUGGCAGCUGCCCUCAGUCGACUGAAACAACUUGAGGAUCAAGUCAAGGCAAUCCCAGUCCUCCAAGUUAAAAUAUCGGUGCUUAAGGAAGAGAAGCGACUUCUCAUGCUGCAGCUGAAGUCAAAGAACAAGAGACCAGAUUCUCGAUCAAUUGCGAUCGGUGACGGGUACACAGAUGGCAAUUAUGCCAACUCAGAGGGUGAGAUGGAACUUACAGAUGGCUAUCAGAAUGAUGAUUACAAUACCAAUCAACCUCAAAUCUCUGCUGUUAGUGCCUUACAGAGAAUCGGCAAAGCCAAACCGGACCUCGCUGCCAAGAAAGCAAUCGUUACCCCCGUCCAAAGAGCACCAGUUGCAACCAGAUCUGUUGGUGUGGACGUUAACUUCGUGGAGAAAUCAGAGACCAAGUCGAUCGGUAUUAAUGUCAGCGCCGAUGAUCAGCUCAAGACUAGAGUGAAUGGCUGGAACGGUCAGCAUUUGAACGAUGAUCUUCUCGCAGAGGAAAACAUUAUACAAAUGAGCAGUGUUUCUCGGCAACACUCGUUGCCACCAAAUUACAGAGCCAAUGAAACUGAUAACAAUAUGCAAGGAAAAGUAGCAGCUCAGGAACAUUACAAACGUGCAAUGAAAGCAGAGCGGGUGAACAGCCUCCCAGAUCUUUCUUUCUCACCUCCACCUGUCGCCCCCAAGCCAAGAAUCAGACACGUUGGGAUAAACACUUCAUUGACAGAAUCUUGUGAUAAAUCAGUUAUGGUGCUCCCUAAAGUGAGUUCUCAAGAAACAAGUACCCUUUACAUAACCACUGUUGAGCAGGGAGUAGAUACUGAGAUAGAUGUGGUAAGUCAAGGAACUGGUACCGAUCGAACAGUCCAUAAAGAGUGCACCACUAAUACAGACAAUCCCACACUUAAAGACCGGUCUACCUCCAUGGAACCUGUGGUGUCAUCAUUCAGAGAUCGCGGUUUGAACACUGACGUCAUCCAAACACGGAUUUCCGCCACUAAUACUGGCCCUAUGGUGCUGAAGAAGCCUGGGCAGAGUGUUGCCUGCAAUACGGACACUGUUGAGUUUGCACCGCAGACGGUUACGAAAGAAUCCGGUACCAACCCAGACAUUGUUAUUGCUUGUGCUCAGGCAACAAACACAGAAUGCGUUGAAUGUGUGGAUUUUGGAACAGAGGUUCACAUUAUGGUUCAAGAUUCUAGCACAUCAACGCUGUCGACACAGUUAAAGGAGCAGUGUGUGGGUGUGGACCUACAGAUUACAGUACCAACUACAGAUAGUUUCACUUCAACCGAGAGUGUCGCUUUAAAUGAUUGCACAACGAAUACUGAGAAAGUGCCGGUGACGAGUCAGGGAGUUGAUUGUAUCAUCGAGACGCUGGAUCAUUUCACAUCAACAGAUUCUACUGAAGUCAACCAUGAAUCCACUAAUACUGAGUGUGCGUCUCAAUCACAUGUAGGAGUUGACUGUAUUCCUGAUGUGGUAGAGAGUUCAACAUUAACAAUUACAAGCGAGAUAAGUGAUGGAUCAACAAACACAGAUGCUCCAGAGGUUUCUAGCCGAGGAGUGGACUGCAUUGUGGAAACAUCAGAUCAAUCUGUGGAUACAGUGGAUCAACUAGUGGUUGAAUGUGUCGACGAGGAUAUCAUUGUUCAGUCUGUGAAUGAAAAUCUCAUGGCAGCUAUGCCAGCUUUUAAGCCUGAAACAGCCGAUAAGGCGCUAUCCACUUUGAUUAUUGCUGAAACUGUUGAAUGUGGCACAGAGAUGGAUGCCCAAGAAGGUGUGGAAACUGCCAACAAAUCUUCAUCGGCUCUGAUCAGUGCAGAAACUGUUGAAUUUGGUACCGAAAUGGAAGUCCUUCAAGUCACGGAUGGCAGUACAAUGUGUGAAUUAACCACCACUGAGUUUGGAACAGUCACUGAACAGCUUGGACUAGAGAUGGGUAUAAACACUGACCAACAAGAACUGACCAGUGUUGGUUGUAACACUAAGACUCUUCCAACGGUUGCCGAUGCUGGCGUCGAAGUCAAUCUGAUUGAGAAAGUCACAAAACCAGUGGUGUCCUCGGUGGCUACCAGUUACGAUGUUGAUAAUUCAAGAACACUCGGUGUUGGCAGUUGCUCUGUCUAUGAUACAAUCUGUGAUCGCUGCACGAACUUGACCACAUGCAGUGUAGCAGUAGGAUCGUCAGAAAAUCCGACAUCAACUACGAGAACAAUUGGAACAAGUUCCAGCAUCGCAACAAAAACUAUCGGAGUUGGUCUCAGUGAAACUUCUCUCAUUAGCAUGGGUGUUGGUGAUCGCAACAUCGACGAGCCCUUAUGCAAUAUCUGUGAUCGGCCGCUCAUGAAAACAGUCAGUACGGAGAUCACAGGUCCUCAGACAUGUGAUCAUGCUGUUGGGGACUCAAGGAUUGCCGGCCAAAUCACGGAGGGCGUUGGUGACUGUACAUUAACAGACCGAAUCUGUGAGCACUGUGACACCAUGACUGUGUCUUCAGUCGGAGUUGGGAAUACAGACAUCAAUGAGUAUACGAAGACGCAAAGUGUCCAGGUCGGGUUUGUGCCGAUCGAGGCUCCUAUAUCACAAUCCUCGGUUCAAGGGACUUUGGCUCGGCCACGCCUGUCCCAACUCGAAGACAUUCUAGCAUCUUACUCACCAGACUCUACCGACUCGCCUUUCCACGAAAACCCUCUCACCACCGACCCAAACGAGUCCCCAGUUUUCCUCCCACAGUACCACUCUCCUUACCAAGAACUGUCCACCCCGGAACAAGAUCCAGAAUCUCCCAUUCAGAGGGAACUUGUGUCCACUGAGAAAUCUGUGGUUCUUGCACAUAGAAAUAUCCCAGGAAAUAACAACAUUGCUAAGGCAGGGUACCAGGAAAUACCAGAUGGGACUGACCAGUGGAACAGGCAAGAAGAUCGAGUCAUCUCCAUGGCAACAUCUAGCCACUCGUCCAGUGAGCUGCAGACGAUUCAUCAAUCCAGCGUCACCAUGACAACAAGGACCACUAAGACCACAUCCCAGUCUCUCCAGACAAAGACAGAGAAGACAGGGCGAGGAGACAGGGAGCUAGACUAUGAGGAGGAUGACUUCAUGACGGAUGGCUUUGCUAAUUUACAUGCAAUACUUGCAGGGUCUAGUCCACAGACCAGAGAGGGGUCCACGCUGAUGGAACAGUCCAUUCAGGAGAGGGAGACUGAGCUGAGGAAGGAGGUGACAAACACUGCGCCAGGACACGUUGUGAUGAGUUCAAGUGAAGACUCGUCAGACUCGGAGUCAGAAACCACCACGGAGAGCUCUGAGUCGUCUGAGACGAUGUCUACCUCCAUCGAAGGAGGGUCCUACGAUGGGAAAGUCAUCAAGCUCAUUAAGAAAGGGCAACGCAAGAAGAAGAACGGGAAUGCAGAGAGGAUGAGACCGGUGGACAGGGAGAGGUAUACGCUUCCUGUUGAGGUGACCAAAGCGUGUAGCGCCCUCGGGAAACUCAUGGAGAUGUCAGGUGACAGUAAUGCUAAAGAUAUGACAACCUGCCUCUCCACUAUCACAAAGGAGUGGUUCCGUGUGACCAGCCAGAAGACAUCAGAUCCUUACCAGGUAGAAGACAUCCUGAGUGCCCUCGCAGAAAUGGGAAAGUCCAUCCUGGAGAAGAUUGUCAACAUCUCGGAUGCCAAUGGGAACACAGCGCUGCAUUACUCUGUCUCCCAUGGUAACUUCACCAUAGCAGACCUCCUCUUAGAAGCCCAAGUAUGUGAUGUAGAUCAACCAAACCGAGCCGGCUACACAGCAAUCAUGCUAGCCUCCUUAGCGACCCUCCAGAGCGAGAAACAACGCCAGACACUGGCUAAGCUGUUUCACCUCGGCAAUGUGAAUGUACGAGCUACACAGGCUGGGCAGACAGCAUUAAUGUUAGCCGUGAGUCAUGGUAGACUGGACAUGGUGAAGCUACUACUAGAUGCGGGAACCGAUGUUAACAUACAAGAUGAGGAUGGUUCUACAGCUCUGAUGUGCGCCAGUGAACAUGGGCACCAGGAGAUUGUGAAAGUGCUUCUGGCUCAUCCGCAGUGCGACCCAGCGCUCCUGGAUAAUGAUGGAAGCAGUGCAUUCUCUAUUGCUAUGGAAGCAGGCCAUAAAAACAUCGGAGUUCUUCUCUAUGCACAACUCAACUUUGCCAAGCAAGCUGGAAGCCCGAAAAGAAGAGCACAGAGUGCAUCACCAAGAUUUCCAGCUUAUACUUAUAGCUUUAUAAACUUGUCCAGGAGUGCUGUAUCCCCAGGGCCAGCCUCACCCAGUCCGUCACCCAGUCCGUCACUCUCAAGCCUCUCCCCAUCCCCUUCUCCAUCGCUAUCAUCAGCUAGCUCCCUCAGUGACCUCAGGUCAAUGACCUCUCAUGGGUCAAGUCGCAGCCGGUCGGUCAGCCCCAACUCCCGUGCCCCGACCUUCCGUCAUUUCUACCCUGCCCGCCCUGUCCAACAAAGCUCUUCGACCACAUCGCUGCGGACAUCUGGUCUGAAAAGCCCCUCACCAAGAGGUGCUGCCUCCUUACGCCAGGCGAGCCGCGGGAGCAAGGUGGGGGUUAAGAGCCCUAGUACGGUGAAGAGAAGCGUUGGUACCGUUCCGGGGUCACAGAGGCCAUGUAGCGUUGGUACUAAACAAGCCACUAGUCCAACAAGACCAACAGCUACUUCCAGGAUCUCCAAAUCCAAUGAUAAGUUCUCAACCAUGUAACGACAGAGUGGGUUUUUGAAAUUAAACCCAUUACUAGAAAAUGAAAACAAACUGAUUUUUUCCUAGAAAAACAUUUCUAUGAAAACAUGUGUAUCCAUAAACAGGCGUAACAAAUCUGGAAAUCUUCCAUUCUUUUUUUACAUUUUUUAUCUGAAAGUGAUUUUAAAAAGCAAUCAAAUUUUGACAUACAUUUUUAGAAGAACUUUUUUUUAAUUCUAGUGUUUGAACAUUGGUCUUCCUUUCAUACAUGUAUCACUGCAUGUUUUGGCAAAGGCCUUUUGACAAAUUACUUCGGCCAAUAACAGCUGUGGGUAGAUUUUUAAGAAACAUAACAUUAGAUGUUUAUGUUUUUUACUCAUUUUAGUGUCUUUACAAAUUCACGAAUAUGUGAUAAUUUACACAAAACAUUCAUCGUUUUAAAACUUUGCAGAGCACGUUUAACUCAAAACAUAAUUUAUUGUUUUUUCGUAUUUUUAAUGUUUUAAGAACGUUUGAUACAUCACUGUAAAUACCAUUACUAUUAAUUAUUCAAUGUUGUUGAGACUUACAAACAUGAUAAAUGGAAGCCAAUUUGUUUCUGGAUGUUCAAUUGAUUGUCUGUGAAUUCUGCGAUAUAAAAAGAUAAAAUGCACAAGAAUUCAAGUUAUUAGUGCCUAGUGAAACUUUAUCCUUAAAAUUGAGCCGAGCAUUAACCUUUCUCUGAGAGGCCACGGAGCCCUGGUCUUGGCCUUAGGCAGAGUCUUAGGCCGUGUCCGAAUUGGCGACUUCGGCUAUAGCUACGGCUAGGG
Molecule: messenger RNA, 6775 nt
Organism: Asterias rubens (European starfish)
Lineage: Eukaryota; Metazoa; Echinodermata; Asteroidea; Forcipulatida; Asteriidae
Product: KN motif and ankyrin repeat domain-containing protein 1-like
Exons: 15
Coding region: 315-5987 (1890 amino acids)
Biological process (GO): negative regulation of actin filament polymerization
Cellular component (GO): cytoplasm; cytoskeleton
Molecular function (GO): protein binding
Source: RefSeq, a predicted model, not a curated record